Xiphophorus maculatus (southern platyfish) is the source of this 2697-nucleotide messenger RNA. Its product is annotated as calcium release-activated calcium channel protein 1-like. The transcript is spliced from 2 exons. Gene Ontology annotation, molecular function: store-operated calcium channel activity. The coding region runs from base 227 to 880 and encodes 217 amino acids. Gene Ontology annotation, cellular component: membrane. NCBI's taxonomy places the organism in Eukaryota, Metazoa, Chordata, Actinopteri, Cyprinodontiformes, Poeciliidae. The record is from RefSeq and is a predicted model, not a curated record. Gene Ontology annotation, biological process: store-operated calcium entry.
CGAGCAGCAUUGAAUUGUGGGUAUCUUGAGUUUCCUCCUCAUAGACUUCCACAGUCAGCUGUUGCGGAGAAGUUUUUGACAGAUUUUCAGAGCUGCCCUAUAGGAGUCUUAUUUUUAGCAUCCGGCCGGGGCUGAAGCUCCUACGUCGACUCCAAGCGUGUUGUCUGGGAGCAUAUUUCCGCGUCGUCAGGAAAACUUUUCGGUCUAUCCUGGAACAGCUGUCAGAAUGAGCCUGAACGAGCACUCCAUGCAGGCGCUGUCCUGGAGAAAGUUGUACUUGAGCCGAGCUAAGCUCAAAGCCACCAGCCGCACUUCGGCUCUGCUGUCGGGUUUCGCAAUGGUUGCCAUGGUGGAGGUACAGCUGGAGCCCACUCACACGUAUCCUCCCGGACUGCUGAUCGCCUUCAGCGCCUGCACCACGGUUCUGGUCGCCGUGCAUUUGUUCGCCCUCAUGAUCAGCACCUGCAUCCUCCCGAACCUGGAGGCCGUCAGCAACGUUCACAACCUCAACUCCGUCAACGAGUCCCCCCACGAGCGCAUGCACCGCCACAUAGAGCUGGCCUGGGCCUUCUCCACGGUCAUCGGCACCCUCCUGUUCCUGACUGAGGUCAUGCUCCUUUGCUGGGUGAAGUUCCUGCCGCUCAAAAAGGAAACCAACACCACCAUCAGCUCCGGCGAGGCGGCGGCCAUCGCGUCCACCUGCAUAAUGGUGCCGUUUGGACUUGUCUUCAUCGUCUUCGCUGUCCACUUCUACCGCACGCUAGUCAGCCACAAAACGGACCGGCAGAUCCGAGAGCUGGACCAGGUCAUUCAGCUCCAGAAACAGCUGAAUCACGGGGCCGAGAACGACGAGCUGAAGGCAGCCGGACAUUUCCCGUAACUGUAACCCAUCGAGUUCAUGCAGACUUCCCUUAUAAAAAGGCUUUUUUUUUUUUUUUUUAAUGUUGAUAUUUCUUCUGAUGAGUCACAGCAUGCAUUUCACAGCUCUAUCCUUUUCUACAUAUUGGAUGUCUACAAAAUUUGAUUUACUUUUAUAUGCAGGGAAUUAAACCAUUUUUAGUUGCCGACAUCCUGACAAGAUAAAAACAUGUGAUUUGUGAGAUAAAAUUUCAAAAGCACUGAGAUGCUGGGGUGGUUUACACAUUUUAUUUGCUAUAAUAUAAAGAUCUAUAUUUUACUCUAGCAGCCAUUUGUUAAUCUGUAAGCAACUGGAUGUGUCACUUUGAGUACCUUCUUGUUGAUGAGGGAAAUGACAAAGUCAGCUGAAGAGGGCAAGUGUGGGUAAUUGUGCACAACAUGCUUUAUUUUAAAUAGAUUUGAAAAUGCCACAUGUUCUAAGAUGAAAACUGGGAUAAGUUGAAUCAAUAUUUCUCUCAAAUUCAGUAUUUUAGGCUGUGUGGAGUCUGCACUAUCUAAUGUAUACCUCUGUCAAAGUGCUGUUUUCUUCUCAGACAUGCUACAGGUUGCUGCAUGUCAAUAGUGCAGCAUUCAGUUUUUCCCACCUUGUUUUCUUGUUAGUUAAUGAGUGAAAUGAUUGCAUUGCAUUUGUUUUUUGUUAUUUUCAAUACGACUAAAUCGCUGAAUGUUUUAUUACCGAACCUGUUGAACUAAAGAACCGUUUUCAGGGUUCACCUCUGGGAUUUACGUUUAGCUUUUUUCAAAAAUUACCAAAGAUCAUUUUUGGGGAAAGACAUUCAGCAGUAUUUGAGAAAAAAAACCAAACAAAAUAUAUAGAAAUGUUGUAUUUGCAGUUCAGGGCAUUGUAUAAUAAAGAUGCCUUUCCUGGACCAUAGUGAUUAGUCCAUGAAAGUAGGUAACCUUUGACCUGCCAAUCAAUUCUGCAUGCACUGCAUUGAUCAAGGAUAAAUUGACUGAUGCAUUUUUGACAAUAAACUUUAAAUAAGUUAAAUAUCACAACAACUGUUAAACUGUUAAUUAAGAACACCCUUUUUUUCUCCAUGUUCUCAUUUUCAUACUGUCCUGUUUGUUUGUUUAAAUCAAAUACACUGUAAAUCAAGAAGUGGUGACUGACUUUAGAGAAAGUGUUCUUGAACAACUUUUGCGGAGCAUCAUAUUGUUUAAAUUGUUAUUUGCAAAUUUGUGUGUUUUGUACAUUUUGUGCAGUAGUUUACAAGCUGAAGCAUGGUUACGGAUUGUUUAUGUUGCAGAAUGUGGCUUGUGUUUUUUUCGUGUCCACAACAAUGAACGCUUCGACGUGGCUGAGGCUGCUGUUGUCUCUCCGUAGCAAAGCUGCAUGAGACGCUGUCUUUACAAAGUUUAUUUCUCUGUGCACUUUGAGUUCUAAUGGUGAUGCCACACUUUGUUGGAAUAUGGUUACACUUUUCUGUUGAUAUCAAGGUUGUGUUAUUUUAUAGGGUCAUUUGCGUAUGUAUUGCUGACAACCUGCUCAUAGGUUGCACAGAGCUUUGUAAUUGUCCUGCUUGUCAUUUUCAGUAUUUAAAUGUUUUAAUUUUCACUUUUGUCAUUUAGUCAAACACCAAAAACUCACAGGAAUGCAUCAGUGCCUUACCAAAUGUCUGGUUGCGAGGUAAUUACUCACAGAAUUAAUCAGAAAGCAAUCUUCCGUGACACUUUUCCUUUCUGUGCUUAUUUAUUAAAUCGAGUGUAUGCCUACUGUGUGUUUUGAAAGCACGGCUUGAAGGUACGGUUCAUUAAAUGCUCUGUUUCCAGUUUCGC